Podarcis lilfordi (Lilford's wall lizard) is the source of this 7539-nucleotide messenger RNA. NCBI's taxonomy places the organism in Eukaryota, Metazoa, Chordata, Lepidosauria, Squamata, Lacertidae. The record is from the annotation of a GenBank genome assembly.
AUGGCUUCAAGACGAACAGAUGCUCCUGGUAAAACUAAUUAUCUAAGUAAAUGUGUCGGGUGUAAAAGUGUCUAGUGGUAAUUGUAACAAAUAUCAUCAGGCCCUUUAUUCAAAUCUCCCAAGUCUAUUUGUGUUGUCUUUAUGAAGGUCUAGCUGUACCACACUAAAUGCAGACACACAUAAAGAUCUGACUCUGCUCUAGAGAGAAUUGUAAUUGCGCUUCAACAAUACAUCUGUUGGUGACCUAGCAUCUUAUGGUUGCAGUUGUCAGUUUUCUUGCCUGCUAAUGACCAACAACUGCUAACUAGAUAAUGAUGAAUUAAUUACUAAAUUGAUGGAGUUCUCCCCUGAGAUGAAUUCUUCCAUCUGUUCCUGGAAGUAGUUUUUCAGAUUGCCUUCAGGAUUAUGUAUUUCAUGCUACCAUUACUUGACUUUUAAUUUGCUAUUGAGUGAAUUUAUUGAAAUCCGAUGGUUAGUGUGCCUAUUUACCUGAUUAUGGGUGAAAAGGCUGUUUGCCAUUAGUUUGGGAAGUCAUCUCGGCAGGGAUGGAAAAUUCUUCAGAUCCAUAUGAAAUUGAAUGACCAUCCUAAGUACCUAAACAUUUUCUAGCCUGUUUUUUUUUUAGGUUGUGUUUUCUGGGGUUAUUCUGUUUGAACAUCUUUUAAUGAAAAGUUGAUUACCUUCCUGAUCCUAGGUGUCUCAUGUGGGAAAAGAUUCUGAAUAAAUGCUUUAGUGCCAGGGCUUGGGUUUUAGUAAUUCUGGACUAGAUAAUUGCCUAAAUUAAUAGGCAGUAGACUUUUUUGAGUAACAGUGUUUCUAGGAGCUUUGGCCUAAGAAUUUCUAGCUCUAGUAGCACCUUUAGCUCUCUAAUUAUUAGUUGAAAUGGAUCAAGUGCAUUGUUUUGAUCAGUAGUGGUGAACCAGUGGCCAGUGGGCUUCAUCCAGUCCACUAAGUCUUCUCCAGUAGCCCCUAAUUCCCUGACCCAGUGUGGUGCUGCCUUGAGAUUGAGGGGGGCAUAGUACACUAAUGGAAUUUCAUCCUCAUAGUACUGGGCAGAGAGGUUGAAACUACCCUCACAGCUAUUGUCAAUUUCAUUUUUCACCUUGCUUGCUGUUUGUGUGCGUGUUCCCUGGUAUGCAUGUGGUGGCUUGUGCACAGGUGCUCUUGCUUGCCUGCUAUAAGGUGGCCAUGCCUACCUGUGGCAUGUUGCCCUGACGGAGUUGGAAUACGGUGAUGUGGCCUUGGGCCUGAAAGAAAGUUAGUUACAUCACAAUGUUCUAAAAUCCUGUGAUACUGAUGCUAGAAGAUCAUCUUAAUGAAAUAAGUGCUAAUGUGAUCUGUACUACUUGCUUGUAUAAAGUUGACAUUCUAAAAGUGCAGCCUACUGUGAAAUUUUCAUCUCUGUCCUUAGCUAUUGAGCAUGGCUCUGGAGGCUUUCUAGGAAAGAUGUCCCAACCCAUUGGAAUGAACCGUCGGACAUUCAGUUAUGAUGAUGCCCUUGAGGAUACAGCACCAAUGACCCCUCCUCCUCCAAAUAUGUCCACCAAUAUCCUGUGGAAACAGCCAGUCGUCCCAGAACGCAAAUAUGAAAAUAUUUCCAAGGUAUGCAGUCUCUAGAGUGACUAUAGAGGUGGUAUGAGGUGUCCAGUAAAUACCACUUUUAAUGUCCCACUGAAGACGUAAAUCAACCACUGAAAUUUACUGUGCUGAGGGGCAUCAAAUUUGCAUUGCUUUGCUCUUCUGGGUGUAUGGGGUGUUAGGGGAGGUGUAGUACCUCUGGUGGGAGAUGUAGUGUGCUACUUCUGGGGUACUUUGUCCACCUUUGAUUCCCACGCUGCACUCAGCUCUCACCUGUGGCUCCUAGAAGUUAUCAGCAUGUGACAGCCACACCCCGGGAAACAGCUUUGACUGGCCGGCUAAACCAGGUGAGGGUAGCUGAGUGGUCUCAAACCCUUGGUGAGUUAGGGACUUCCCCUACAUGUGAAUACAGGCUCUGGCAGAUUGAGCGGACAAGACCCAUAGUGGGUCCAAGUGUCAAGAAGGCAGUUUCUGCACAUGCUGUAGAGGGAAGUGAGGGGCAGGUGGGGCUCAUCCACCUAGGAGAAGGAAAACCCUGAUCCUAAACCUCUGCUGCCUUGCAGGAUAUCUUCAGGGAAGAAAAAGCUAAGGGGUAAACCCUACACAAAACCAGAAUGUAGUCCCUAAGAUGGUUGGUUGGCACCUUGUACGCCUCCUUCUGGCAACUCCUGAAGCCAAGCUGGUACCAAACGUAUUGCUCUGCUUUCCUUUGGACCACUUCAGCAAGGCUGAGAGUAGGGUCUUGUUGACUGGGCAGCCAAGGACCUCCAUACACAUUGCCCAGGCUUGCACCCCUGAGAGGUCACUUCAGUGCUACUAACAGCUGCUUGGCUUCGCUCCAGAGGCACACGCCAUUUCUCUCGAGUCAAGCAGAUGCCAAUAAUACAGAUGCUCUUCUGAUACUUUUUAUAGCAACAAUUAUUGAGGGAGAAACACUUAUUUUCAUUACAAUGGCUGUAACUGGUCAGAACUGGUGAAAUGUCUGACAAAAAGAGUGUACGUGUCACAACGAAGAGCUGGUAUGAUUUUUUUUAAAAAAACCUAUAGAUUUUGACUAGGGUUAAAUGGCUGUGGGUGGGUGGCAAGUAACAGAUUGUGACCCUGGAUUUACUUUUCAAAAGCAGGGAAUAAUCAGAAAGCCAUAGUUGUUAUCUUAUGAGGAGAACUAGACUUGGGGCUUGGAGUUAUCUUCUGUGCAGGAGAGAAUAUUUUCACCUGUUUUCAUGGACUACAGCGGAUCUGGUUUUUGGUGAAAAUAGGAGUGAUCUCUCGCUUCAUAUAAUGAUAUUUUGAGAUUGAUUAUCUGCUGGAUGCAAGACCAAAGAUUUCUAAAUACUAUACAGAAUUAAAAUGUUAUAGAUGAGAGGGUGGGAAAAUGGCAAGAGCACCAUGUUCAAUCUGUACAGUUCAAGUAUGAUUCCAGGACUCCUUCCCUUGAGGAUCAGGAGUAGUGUGUGAGAUUCUCCUAAGGUAAUUUUGCCCCUUUCUCCUCAAACUGUCCCUGGCUUCCUCUGCACAGGAUGAGGAAGGGGAGACUAGCAUGCAUCCAUCUGCCAUUACCCCCUCAUCUUCCACUGAGACUGUGAACAAGGUUCCUGUAGUGAAGGCCAAGGCCACCCACAUCAUCAUGAAUUCUCUCAUCACAAGUAAGAGCUCUUGUGUUCCUCUAGUAGGCAAGUUACCCUGGAGAUCAAAUUUUGCAAUAUGGUUUAUUUCCCAUUACCAUGUGGGUUAUUUUAAUUCUCUGUGAUAUAGUUGUCUGUUCAGAAAGGCCUUCAAAGAGAUUGGAUCCCCUAAUGGAAAGGGUCAAACAAAAUGCUGUAAGAAUGAAUUUGAUGCUCUACCUCCAUAUUCUGAUCCUCUUUAGUACCUAAAUACUAGCAUGUAACCUAAGGGAAACAGCAUGGAAAUUUAGUUCUUCUUAAGUCCUGCAACACUUCAUUAUGUGUUUUGUGGUAGUGGGACUGUACUGCCAGUUCUUUCUUGUUAGCUUGGCAAACUCAUUCCAUUUGUCCAGUCAAUGUAUUAAAAUGAAUGGCUGUGGAAGAUAAUUUGUUGGCACCUACGUAUGUUUAAUUGUAGCUGUUAAAUCUUUUGGGAAAACUAAAUACACACUUCCAUUGAAUUUACAGUGAAUUAAACAACUUCAUUAGGUUGCUAAUGGUACAUUUCCUCCUCCUACUAAUGGGCAGAUAACUGGCACAUAGACAAUAUGCUUGAAUCAGCAUGCUUUGGAUGUGGCAUAUAUAUUUCAUCAUUUUGAGUCUCUUGUAGUUUUUCUGUUUUGGAAGUCUAGUGAUCACAGCAGAAUGGAAGUCUAGUUCAGGUAUAUUACUUUCUUACAGUAAAACAAUGAAGGAAACUUCCUUUUAUGUUUAAGAAAUAAUUCUGGAAACAUAUUUUAUUAAUAUUUAAAGAUAGCCGUUACAAUUGCAUAAUUUUUCUUUAAAAAAGCUACUAAAGGACAGGGUUGAGGUUUCUGCUCUGAAUAACAGUAGAUUGGAGGAAGGCAUUCUGAAGAUGUUCCUCCUAAACCCUGGUGGCUUCUUUUUUGGGCCCAGCUUCUGAUUAUGUAUGAAUUUAUGCUGCAUUCAUGAGAACAUAACAAAAGUUGUCGCAGUAAAGGUUUAGAACAGGGAUGAGGAACCUACCUGUGACUCAAGAUAAUGUGCUACUGCUUCCAUCAGCUAGCCAAUAUGACCAAUAGACAGUAACAAUAUCUAACAGCACCUGCAGGGCCGCAUGUCCCCCAUCCCUGGUUUAGAAAGUCUGGUUCUGGAACCCCAAAAAUACAGUGAGCUCACUUGUAGGAAGAGCUCAGGGCAAAGGAAAACAUUUCUGUAUAACCAGGCCUUUAGCUGAUUAGACAAUCUAUGGCCUUUUAAAUGUGUUUGUGGGAAGGGGGCUAUUUAUAUUCUCCACCUUGUGAUCUUUGGGUGAAGGGCUGUAUACAAAUUUAAUAAACAAAGCAAUCCUAGAUUAUUUUACUAUACUGGUCUCUCUUUUUAACUUUAGUCCUGUCCUCCCCUUCCAAUCUGCUGGAAUGAUGAAAGUUCCAGAACAUUUUUUAACUGUGCUGUGCGUUGCUCUGGCGCUUUAUAAUAGAUGGCUUAAAGAAAUCUCUCCCUCCGUGCUUUAUCAUUUCUAAUAACUAUAAAGGCUAUAGGAUAUUGCCUUUUAGAACUUUGUUGCAGGCCGUAGUGUUUGUGGCUUGUAUGAAUGUGUCAUGUUGUCCGUUCUAGAGCAAACUCAGGAGAGCAUUCAACGCUUUGAGCAGCAGGCAGGGUUGAGAGAUGCCGGAUACACUCCCCACAAAGGCCUCACUGCAGAGGAGACUAAAUACCAUCGUGUGGCUGAGUCACUCCAUGUAAGGUGUUGGGUCUCACUGUGCUUUAGUAGUGAAUUCCUUAAAUUGGUAUUGGUUGUAAAUUACUACUUUUCAGAACUAAGUGUGGAAAGUUUGCUAAUAGGUGCCAUUGGCACAAUAGAAUCAAGGAUUUUUCCGGUUUGCAUCCUGUUUCAGAGUUUGUGUUAAGAGAGCUUGAAUCUAGUGCCAGUUAAAUAUAAUGUAUUGAGUUCUUGAUCAGUACCAGUGAGGCAUUGGCACUGAAAGUAAUUUAUGUAAAUUAUUUAUUUCCCUGCACUAAAAGCCUAACUUUCUGAGACUGAACAUAUAGAAUUUACUAUUACUGGGAAAUGGGUGCUAUGCCUUUGAAGCGGAAUACAAAGUUCAGUAAUAGAGGGUGAUGAUUUGAAAGAUGGUAUGUCUGAGAGGUAGCUGUAAUUGAGGCAGAAAUGUCUCCAUACAAUCUUGCAUGCAAGUCUCAUUAAUAUGCUGCAUCAUGCUUUUAUUAAGCUUUACCAAUGAAAGAAACAAAAUUAAACUGUGGCUGCUCGCUGUUCACUUGCUAGAAUUGGAAAGCUUCCAACUGUACAUCUUUACCCUUUCUAACAGAACCUAAAGAUGCAAAGUGGAGAGAUGGCAAAAGAAGAUAAACAGGCCUCUUCCGCCCAGUCCACUCCAAGCAGCACUCCCCAUUCCUCUCCCAAGCGCACAUACAGGUACAUUUCCCAAGAGGAAAACAAAGGGCACUUAACUAUGUGUCUAAAUUAAUAGGAAUCCUAGCUUCCUUUUGGGUUUUGUGAAUCCUGUUUGUGGAAUCUGUCCAAUGCUUUUUUGCUGCGUUUUUAAAGAUACCCAGUCUUUCAGUUGUGGGUAGGUAAUGUGGCUCACAUAAUUUUUUCCUGGAUUUAUCUUUUGGUGUAAACCUAUGUGGAGUGAGAAUUGUUCAGUUGGGAUUAAAUGUUUGUGGUAGUCAGAUACUACCAUGGUCUGCCUAUCCGGUUUCAGUUCUUAAUUGAUUUGUUCUCUUCAGGGGUUGGUUUAGUCAGGGGUCCUCCGCAUCCAUCACGGGUCCUGAGCUUGCUGCCAUGGAUUCCGGUGGUGGGGAUGGCGAUAAAGUACCGUCUGAAAAAUGGAGCUUCUUUGGACCUAGAGCUCUUCAAAAACACACAGAUUCAGGUACAGCAACAUUUUAAGAAAACAGUCUUUAUGUAUUCAAAAAUAUGCGUUCUUCCAAAAAUACAGUCUUCAAAAAUAUGUGUUCAUUUUACAAAAGACCGGAGUAGCAAGCUUUUGCUUUAAAGACUAAAGGAGAAAAUAAACAUCACACUGUGGUACUUGUUUUGUCAAGGCAAGCAUUUUGGCUUGCCAGAAAGAACAAUCCCCCCUCUCCUCCCCUUGCUUACUAUUCCAGGGCUUCUCCUGAUGUCCCCAGAGCCAAUUUUGGGGUGUAUGGGGAGAGGAGGAGGGAAAGCCCCAUAGCACAAGUGAAAGCCCUUGUGCAGGAAUUCUGCUGAUGGGAGUCAACUGAUGUAUUAGUUGAGCCCUGCUCUAACGAAGAGUUAAAAUUAUGAAGAGACUUAAAAGUAAAUGGGAAGAAUUCAUUGUCAAUUGGAAUUGGGACUACAGAAGAGAAUGCAUAUAUCAAGGUGUGGCAUAUAGUAAAAUGUGUGUCCACAGCUUUCUGCAGUCUAUGGCUUUGAACUUGAAUGCUGCAUUCAAAGAUCGGAAAAUCAAACUUUGGAUUCAGUCUUGUACCCCGCCCCCCAACCACAUUAUUGUGCUUUUGUAACAGCAGCGUUAAUCCUAAAUUUGUAGUUAAUGUGGUUUUACUAAGUGUUAACUACUAGUGUUUUGUUUUGCCUUCAGUCAUAUUUGAUAGAGCAAUGUCUGUUCCAUAGUUUCCCAAUAAGCAAAGAUGCUCUGCCUACUUACUUCUUUUAAGAAAAAAUGUAGUGAAUAUUAUUCUGACUCUUUAACCAUCUGCAUUGCUCCUUUAAUGCUGAUUUGCCAGAACUAUUCCUGAAUCUUCCAGUGACAAUUAAAUUCUGUUCAAGGCCGUUGCCAUAGAUUAUGUGCAAAAAGCUUAUCACAAGGGGAUACUUGAGUUGCAGUUUUAGGUAUAGCUUCCUCAUAUGACUGUCACUAUAGGAAUACACAAAUAUCUUUUGUUGACAAAGAGAACUGCCACAUGCCACAUGGUGGUUAGUGCUUGUUGUUUAGUCGUUUAGUCGUGUCCGACUCUUCGUGACCCCACGGACCAGAGCACGCCAGGUUAGUGCUUAGAAUUUGAUGAAAUGGCAAUUGCUUACACAAGUCUUGAUUGUGCUGUACAUCUGCACAGAUGUGCGUAAUGGUUUGCUGCUUUUGCCUUUCUCUUAUCUCUUUUGUAUCCUCUUCUUCUCUCAGGGGGUUUUACCGUCCAGGCCUAUAAGGGUGCCCAGAAACCAACCCCAAUGGAACUAAUGCGUGCCCAGGCCACCAGGAUGGCAGAGGACCCUGCAACUUUCAAGCCUCCCAAGAUGGACAUUCCAGCUAUGGAUGAAAAGAAGCGGUCCCCACGUUCUCAUAACCUCAGACCCCGGGACAUGAAUGUGCUUACUCCUACUGGGUUCUAG